Schistocerca nitens (vagrant locust) is the source of this 3227-nucleotide messenger RNA. It is a transcript of the gene loqs, whose product is annotated as RISC-loading complex subunit tarbp2. The coding region runs from base 103 to 1089 and encodes 328 amino acids. The transcript has 8 exons. The record is from RefSeq and is a predicted model, not a curated record. NCBI's taxonomy places the organism in Eukaryota, Metazoa, Arthropoda, Insecta, Orthoptera, Acrididae.
ACUACUACUACUACUGCGAGAAAACCUCUUCAGAUUCUUUAUAGAAAAACUGCAGUUUCCUGCAGCCUUGACAUGUCUCAUGUUUGCUUAUAGCUGCAGACGAUGGCAGCAGCUGCAGCAGUGGGGAAGACUCCUGUCUCGGUGCUGCAGGAGCUGCUAAGUCGCCGUGGGACAACUCCGAAAUAUGAACUUGUCCAAAUAGAGGGAGCAAUUCAUGAGCCUACAUUCCGUUACCGUGUCACAGUUGGAGAUGUUGUUGCUAUGGGGACAGGACGUUCGAAAAAGGAAGCUAAACAUUCAGCAGCUAAGGCUUUACUUGAUAAAAUGAUGGUUACUGCCAACAGUGGAGAUGAUGGCGUCGUCGCGAACAGCGACAACGUAUCAGAAGUAAAGACUGAAAUUUUAUCACCAUAUGACAACAAGAUACCAGGAAACCCAAUUGGUUCUUUGCAGGAAAUGUGCAUGUCAAGACGAUGGCCUCCACCCAAUUAUGAAAUGGUGCAUGAAGAAGGAUUACCUCAUGAGCGAUUGUUUACAAUUGCAUGCUAUGUUUUUAAAUACAAAGAAACAGGUACAGGGAAAUCAAAGAAAUUAGCUAAGCGGCAGGCAGCUCACAAAAUGUGGCAACGAUUGCAGGAUUUGCCAGUUACAGCUACAGUUGCUCCAGUACCAGAUGACGAUGAUGAAAUAUCUCAUCAAAUUGGGAAUGUCGCUGCCCAUUACUCAGAUUUGAAAGACUGUAAGAUAAAUACUACGCAUAGUGUUCACCAUAACCAAAAAGUCUCUCAGUUUCAUAAACAAUUGAAGCUCUUAGAAGGACAAAAGUUGAAUGAUCUACAGAAUACGCCCCUGAAUACUUCAAAUUUCAAUUUUGGGCAAUUUCUGCAAGAAAUAGCAACUGAACAGAGGUUCGAAGUGACUUAUGUAGACAUUGAAGAAAAAUCUGUCACAGGUAAAACACAAUGUCUCGUUCAGCUUUCAACUGUUCCUGUGGCCGUAUGUUAUGGUUCUGGAAAUGACACAAAGGAAGCACAAUCAUCAGCUGCAAAAAAUGCACUUGAGUAUCUAAAGAUCUUAUCAAAAAAGUGAAUAAUUGCUUCAUGAGGUGGUCACACAGUGCGCCCUCUGGAAGGCAGUCAGGAGUCAUGGAUGUUAAAGAAUUUUGUCUGUAAAUGGUAUAGAGUGCACUUUGCUGUGAUUGACCACCUCUUUGAAAGUUUUGUCCCAUUGUUAAUUAUCUUGAUAUGAUCUGUAAACCUCAAGUCGCUUUUUAAUGCUAAAGACCGCUGCAAGUCGAUGCAAGUAAUUACUUGUGGCAGAUCCUGAGCCGGGCCGUUCUGAUCAGAAAAUGCACCUACAAAACAUUCUGUGAAGCAGUAUACAUAGGAAAACCUCCCAAUAAAUUCGCACAGGUCUUAACUGACAGUAAUUUUUCACUAUGUACUGUUUUCCAGAAUUUGCCAUUUUUGUUUGUUUCCCAGACCUUCAUAUGUGAGUGUAUUUCCUGGUCGGAAAGGCCCCAUUGAAGCGGAGAGGCAGUUUGUAUCAGGUACAAAGAAUACAAGCUAUACUUUGCAUAGAAUUAGUGGAAUUUUCCAAAUAAGAGUGGUCUGUUUAAAUACUGGGUUUCAGAUUGUGGUUAUGAAACGCUAUACUGAAGUAUUUACUCUUGGGUAGACUAUAUUGGACUAGAAUUAAGGGUUUCAGUAUAGCUGUAAGAGUACAGUUAAAUUUUGAUGCAAUUUUGCCAUUGAAUUCUAUGGUUAUAUCUUAAACAAUUUGUUUUACUCUUGUAGAAGUAUGUGACCAUGUCAGGUAACAGUCCAGUAAUUGUAGAGUUUUAAACUUAGAGGGUUUUGUAAUGUGUUGUGAUGUUUGUAUAACAAGGAGUCUAUGGCUUGAACUUCGGAAAACAGCAUUAUUUUAAUGCAAAGUAUAGAGGUUGUAAUAAUUCUUAUUUAAUCCUAAUGUGAAAUAUUUAUUUUCACUAUAUAAAAAAAUGUUGGAAAUUGUCUGUAUUUCAGGAACAUGAUAAAGCAGGUUAAGUGCGUUACAUUGAUACACAAAUUUUGAUUAUUUUUAUCCUUUGCAUGUACUUUCAUGAAACAGUUGUGGGGAAACUUUGUUUCAUAAAGAAAGGCAACAAGUGAGAAAGCAGUUUUUCUGAGUAUGCAUUUUCAGUGCAACAGCUGUAAUGUUCAGGUAUCUGUUACCAGCCUUUAGCUGGUGUUAGAAGUGAUGUGAUUUGUAUCCAGAAUCUGAGAAAAAUUCAGUUGCUCACUAAGUUAUUUUUACCCUAUAAAACUGGGUGAGAACUUUGUAUGGUUCAUGGAAUUUGUGUUUUGAUACUAAAGGUACCUUUGAUAUUUUGUCUAUUUGUGUUAACAUAAAAAUAUGUUGCCAGUGUAAACACUUCAGCCUGCAUGUACUUUUUAAGUGUAUGGUCUAUUGACAGUGAAUUUUGUUGACAUUAAAACAACCACCUAAUUUAAAUGUUUAUUUUCAUUUUAUUGUUUAAGGCAUCAGUUGCCAAGGAAGUCUAAAGCUAAGAAUACAAUUACAUUUUGAUUAUUGAACAUAAACACAACAUAACUGAUGCUGUGAGGCAGCUGUAGACUGACAGUUGGAACUGUCAGAAGAUUACAUUUGCACAGAGGACAUAUUUAACGUGAGGGCUCAUGCAAGGGCGUACUUUGGUGUCACUUUUGACAGCUUUUUUAAUUUACUAAAUUGAUAAUAUGAGAAUGGGGCAGUUGUCUGUGAAAUUAAAUAUAAAAAUUGUCAGUUCCUGUAUUGCUCCAUGUUAUGAGUAACUGGAAUUUUUCAGUAUUUGUUUGAGGUAUUUUCAGAAUUCACUGCAGUUAGUGAAAGUGGCAUAAUUAUCUUUUAUUAUAUUCAUGCUGUGAUACAGUGCUGGUCAUUAUACAUCACACCCUAUUAUAUAUUGAACAUGUAGCACAAUAUUGUAAUUGGGGUAAAUAAUGUGAUAAAUUGCAGUACCUAAUUUUGUAUAGUUCAACCAGCCUUAAGAAUUAUUGUGAGUGGAAAGCAUUGGAUAGUUAAUGCUUUUUGAAAAGAAAAGUUUUUUAAGUGACUUCCUUAUGCAUGUCUGUUAUGGUUCUUUGUUUUUCCAUUUACAGUCAUUUGUGUUCAAUGUGAAUUAUUAUCCUAAUGUAUUUGAGUUGUCUUUGCACUAAGAAAUACAGAAAUAAAAAUAUGAAUUCCUA